GAGUGGAUAUUUGGCUUUCUUUUUCAUUAGUAAUAAGAUUGUCUAUGCUCUAGAAAGCCUUCCAAGUGAGAACAUCUGAAAAUUACUAGGAUACAAGUAUGCCUUGUUCCAGCAAGUAGGCAGAUGGUGGAAGGCUGUACAGGGAAGUAGGAAAGGUAUUCAACUUGCCAUGCUGGGAAGCACUUCCAACACUGAUGCCAAUACCAUGUAAGCAGUAUUUCCCUCCUUCAGCAGCUGGCCUAAGAUCCUCCUGGAAAAUUUGGGUCCCCUCUUCCCACCCUUUGGCCAUUAAAGAUGUUGAAAGACAAGUUUCCUGGAAAAGUGAAGACCAAUUUACUUGUAUCUCUAAUGCUGAAGAGCAAUCCUAGUGCUCUGUCAAAAGCACUUAGGAAACCAGAUGCUUCUACUGGAAUCAAAUGGUCUUUCCGGAUGUCCAGGCCUUCUAAAACUCUGUAACCGUUGGUGGUCUCCCUCCCCAUUUUAUAAUUUUAACUUCUAACUUUUCCCCCUCCCAAAAGAAAAGCCAAUGUUACUGCAGGAAAAAAAAAAAAAUCAAGAGAAGUUUCCAGUGCUUCCUUUUAUUGAACUCUAGUCUUCUGAUUCAGGUCUGAGAUAAACUAAAAUGGAAACAUGUCCUCUACCACUUCUUUACACCGUAAGUGUUAAAUAUAAGUACAUGCAAUACAUUUUCUCCUUCAUGAAUCCUCUCUCUGCAAGGAUUUACACAGUGCAAUGGGUGGCAUUUUCUGUUGUUUCCAGACAACUUUCUUACACAUUCAUUUUAACUGCACUGUUUGGUAAAGGCUAUACACUAAUUUCCAAUGAAACAAACAGGGAGGGCAUUGGAGGGCCUGCUUAGUUGAGUCUACUUCUGCCCUGCGGAAUCUCUGCCGGGAAAGUCGUCCUGACGCUUCCUGUGUCUGUAUUUCAGGGAGCAGAUCUGACAGGCUGGACUCCCCACUGCUUUUCUAAAAAUCUGGGAAACUUUGUCCUUCAUUGAAUUACGACACUGUCCACGUUUAAUUUCCUCAAAAACGCCUGUAACUCGGCUGAAGGUUAGUGCAACUUCAUUUCUUUCACUCCCUUCCCAGAGUUCCCUAACAUCAAGAGACCAGGCAACGCCAUUUCCCUGGGCAAACCCUGUAACUUAAGGCUUUCCGGACCCAUCACCUUUGGAAGCCACUUUCUUAUUGUGCAAUUCAACUUCAGAGGGAUUUUUUCUAGAACGAGAUUUCGGAACCCGAGCUUCAGAGAGGCUGAUCAGAACGGGGGUGUCUAUGAAGGCGGGUGUGGGGAGGUGUUUGGAACUCUCUGGGAGUGCGGACCUCAAUAGCUUUCUAGCUCUGGGUCUUUAUGUGACCAGCCCUUCCACGCCCUGCACUGUUUUGGCUGCGGCACUCGCACUCUCCCGCCUUUCCUUUCGCGCCUCUGCUCGUUGUCUGACCGCCGCGGGCUGCCGGUGUAGCUCCAGGUGCUCCCGAGCCGGGGAGAAAGUGUUCAGUUGACCAGGCUGAGUGUAUAUUACCCUGUUUCAUUUCCAGCCAUGCCUUGUGUUCAGGCGCAGUAUGGGUCCUCGCCUCAAGGAGCCAGCCCCGCUUCUCAGAGCUACAGUUACCACUCUUCGGGAGAAUACAGCUCCGAUUUCUUAACUCCAGAGUUUGUCAAGUUUAGCAUGGACCUCACCAACACUGAAAUCACUGCCACCACUUCUCUCCCCAGCUUCAGUACCUUUAUGGACAACUACAGCACAGGCUACGACGUCAAGCCACCUUGCUUGUACCAAAUGCCCCUGUCCGGACAGCAGUCCUCCAUUAAGGUAGAAGACAUUCAGAUGCACAACUACCAGCAACACAGCCACCUGCCCCCCCAGUCCGAGGAGAUGAUGCCGCACUCCGGGUCGGUUUACUACAAGCCCUCUUCGCCCCCGACGCCCACCACCCCGGGCUUCCAGGUGCAGCACAGCCCCAUGUGGGACGACCCGGGGUCCCUCCACAACUUCCACCAGAACUACGUGGCCACCACGCACAUGAUCGAGCAGAGGAAAACGCCGGUCUCCCGCCUUUCCCUCUUCUCCUUUAAGCAGUCACCCCCGGGUACCCCCGUGUCCAGCUGCCAGAUGCGCUUCGACGGGCCCCUGCACGUCCCCAUGAACCCAGAGCCGGCGGGCAGUCACCACGUGGUGGACGGGCAGACCUUCGCUGUGCCCAAUCCUAUCCGCAAGCCUGCGUCCAUGGGCUUCCCGGGCUUGCAGAUCGGCCACGCGUCGCAGCUGCUCGACACGCAGGUGCCCUCGCCGCCGUCGCGGGGCUCCCCUUCCAACGAGGGGCUGUGCGCCGUGUGCGGCGACAACGCGGCCUGCCAGCACUAUGGCGUGCGCACCUGUGAGGGCUGCAAAGGCUUUUUUAAGCGCACGGUGCAGAAAAACGCAAAAUACGUGUGUUUAGCAAAUAAAAACUGCCCAGUGGACAAGCGGCGCCGGAAUCGCUGUCAGUACUGCCGAUUUCAGAAGUGCCUGGCUGUUGGGAUGGUCAAAGAAGUGGUUCGCACCGACAGUUUAAAAGGCCGGAGAGGUCGUUUGCCCUCGAAACCGAAGAGCCCCCAGGAGCCCUCUCCCCCCUCGCCCCCGUUCCAGGCGAACCCUGACUAUCAGAUGAGUGGAGAUGACACCCAGCAUAUCCAGCAAUUCUAUGAUCUCCUGACUGGCUCCAUGGAGAUCAUCAGGGGCUGGGCUGAGAAGAUCCCUGGCUUCGCAGACCUGCCCAAAGCAGACCAAGACCUGCUUUUCGAAUCUGCUUUCCUAGAACUGUUUGUCCUGAGAUUAGCUUACAGGUCCAACCCAGUGGAGGGUAAACUCAUCUUUUGCAAUGGGGUGGUCUUGCACAGGUUGCAAUGCGUGCGUGGCUUUGGGGAAUGGAUUGAUUCCAUUGUUGAAUUCUCCUCCAACUUGCAGAAUAUGAACAUCGACAUUUCUGCCUUCUCCUGUAUUGCUGCCCUGGCUAUGGUCACAGAGAGACACGGGCUUAAGGAACCCAAGCGAGUGGAAGAGUUGCAGAACAAGAUUGUAAAUUGUCUCAAAGACCACGUGACUUUCAAUAACGGGGGGUUGAAUCGCCCCAACUAUUUGUCCAAACUCUUGGGGAAGCUCCCAGAACUCCGUACCCUUUGCACACAGGGGCUACAACGCAUUUUCUACCUGAAACUGGAAGACUUGGUACCACCACCAGCAAUAAUUGACAAACUUUUCCUGGACACUUUACCUUUCUAGGACCUCCUCCUAUGUACUUCAACUGAACUGGAAAGAAACCUAAACUGUCCAGAGGGGGAAAGUCACAUGGGCAGAGAUAGAACCCUGAACUGCCUCAGCUCUAGCCACCCCCACCCCUUCUGCAAUCCCCCCAGCCCUUUGAAUCCCUAAAGAAAAAAAACAAAAACUGUUGCUAUUUCCUAACCUGCAGGCAGAACCUGAAAGGGCAUUUUGGCUCCGGGGCAUCCUGGAUUUAGAACACGGACUACACACAAUACAGUGGUAUAAACUUUUUAUUAUCAGUUUAAAAAUCAGUUUAUUGUUCAGAAGAAGGAUUCCUAAUGUAUGAUGGGAAAUGUUUGGCCAUUCUUGGUUGUUGCAGUUAAUACAAAUGUAACACACACACACACACACACACACACAUACACACACAUUAAGGGGACCCAUAAGUAUCACCCUUUAAAAGACUUCAAAGUUUUCUGCUGUAAAGAAAGCUGUAAUAUAUAGUAAAACUAAAUGUUGCGUGGGUGGCAUGAGUUGAAGAAGGCAAAGACUUGUAAAUUUACCCAAUGCAGUUUGGCUUUUUAAAUUAUUUUGUGCCUAUUUAUGAAUAAAUAUUAAAAAUUCUAAAGGAUAAGUGUGUUUGAAAAAAAAAA
Trichechus manatus latirostris (Florida manatee) is the source of this 3900-nucleotide messenger RNA. RefSeq names its product nuclear receptor subfamily 4 group A member 2 (gene NR4A2). The coding region runs from base 1544 to 3265 and encodes 573 amino acids. NCBI's taxonomy places the organism in Eukaryota, Metazoa, Chordata, Mammalia, Sirenia, Trichechidae. The transcript has 6 exons. Gene Ontology annotation, molecular function: RNA polymerase II cis-regulatory region sequence-specific DNA binding; zinc ion binding; nuclear glucocorticoid receptor binding. The record is from RefSeq and is a predicted model, not a curated record. Gene Ontology annotation, biological process: central nervous system neuron differentiation; regulation of transcription by RNA polymerase II; cellular response to corticotropin-releasing hormone stimulus. Gene Ontology annotation, cellular component: nucleus; transcription regulator complex.